AUGAGUGGUGACAAUAAUAUAAAUAGUACAGACAACAGAGUUCAAUACCAUCUAAUUAAUAGAGAAGAAAAGGAUCGUAUAAAAAACAAUGACAAAUCUAUUGCUGCACUGGAGGGCAAAAAUCUUUUAUUUGAUGUUCCUAGCCUGGGUAAUGAUAAAUAUAUUGGCAAAAUGUGGAAGUAUUCAAGAGAUAGGCCUGAUUAUAUUAGAAAAAUGAGGCUUAGGGAGAAAUUUACAAAAGAACUUGAUAAAGUUGCACAACCAGAUAAAAGUUUGGAUUUCGAAUUCGGCCUCAUACACAAUGCUGAAGAUGUAAGAAUAAGGGAGAAAGGAUAUAAUAUGCAUGCUUUCAACACAUUGAUCUCACAGAGAAUUGGUAAUCACCGAGGAUUGCCCGACACAAGAAAUAAGUUAUGUCGGUCACAAAAGUACCCUGAUAAAUUACCUAAGGCAUCUAUUAUAAUUUGUUUCUACAAUGAACAUUUUGAAACUCUCAUGAGAUCGGUUCACUCCAUACUAGAUCGUACAGAUCUGAAAUAUCUGAAGGAGAUAAUCCUGGUUGAUGAUUACAGUGACAUAGUUGAUCUACAUGAAGAGGUACAAAAAGCUGUCAAUGAGCUAAACAGUAAAGUGAGAAAAGAAGAAGAAAUGCUCGAAACAAACAAUAUAGAUGUUGAUAACAUUGUGGAUUAUAUAAAUGAUGACAAUAAUAAUGUCCUUGAUGGGGUCAGUAAAGACAAUGAUUCCAAUAAAUCAAGGAACGGAUUGAAUAUAAGACUUCUACGUACAUCUACCAGGGAAGGGCUCAUUAGGGCUAGAUUGUAUGGUGCAGAUAAUAGCGUUGGAGAUGUGCUAGUAUUCCUGGAUUCUCAUAUUGAAGUUAAUGUUGAUUGGUUGCCACCUCUUCUCACAAGAUUAGCAGAAGGUGUUGAUGGUGUCAAUGUGAGAUUUUCUCCCCGAGCUGUCACUCCUAUCAUAGAUGUUAUCAAUGCUGAUACUUUUGAGUACACCUCAAGUCCUUUGGUCAGGGGCGGAUUUAACUGGGGAUUACACUUCAAAUGGGAUAAUCUGCCUAAAGGGACUCUGAAAGAUGAUGAAGACUUCAUAAAACCUAUACGAUCUCCGACUAUGGCUGGCGGGUUGUUUGCUAUUUACAGAGAAUAUUUUAAUAAAAUUGGAAAAUAUGAUUCGGGCAUGAACCUGUGGGGCGGUGAAAACUUGGAAAUAUCUUUUAGGAUUUGGAUGUGCGGUGGCGUGUUGGAGCUAUGCCCCUGUAGUCGAGUGGGUCACGUGUUUCGUAAGAGACGACCUUACGGCGCCGGUGAGGAUUAUAUGCUGAGGAACUCUAUGAGAAUGGCUCGCGUAUGGAUGGAUGAAUAUGUUAACAAAGUCAUAGAGCAGAAUCCGUCAGCGGCCCACGUAUCUAUCGGUGAUAUAUCGGAGAGAGUUGAGUUGAGGAAGAAUCUAAAAUGCAAUUCAUUCAAAUGGUACUUAGAGAAUGUUUAUCCUGAAUUGGAGACGGGUGAAGAUACCGCAGCGAGGAAGAGGAUAGCGGCUCUGAACGACCCCGAGAAGAACAAGUUUCAGCCAUGGCAUUCUAGGAAAAGAAAUUACACCGAUUCCUAUCAGAUACGUUUGAGGAAUACUUCAUUGUGUAUACAAAGCGCUAAAGACAUUAAAAGCAAAGGCAGUCCGUUAUUGCUUGCUGGUUGUUCAAGAAUUUUAAAUCAGAUGUGGUUUGAGACUGAUCGUGGUGAGCUUGUCCUUGGUCGUACUUUAUGCCUCGACGCUACCACCUCUCCCAUCAUAGCCAAGUGUCAUGAACUGGGCGGCACACAAGAGUGGAAGCAUAAGGGAUCUGCUAACAGUCCCAUCUACAACAUCGCUAUGGGUAUGUGUCUGGGAGUAGAACGCGCGUACCGCAGCGAACCGAUCAUGAUGGUUAUAUGUGACAACCAACCAACAAAUCAAUGGGACUUUGUGAGAACUUAG
Danaus chrysippus (African queen) is the source of this 1992-nucleotide messenger RNA. The record is from the annotation of a GenBank genome assembly. Lineage: Eukaryota; Metazoa; Arthropoda; Insecta; Lepidoptera; Nymphalidae.